UCCCAUCCCAUCCCUAGCUUGAAAACAGACCGUGAAAAACCCUCUUUCCUUCAAACACACUGAAUUCCUUAAAACCCCACCAUUUUCAUUCUUCAGAGAGCAAGCAAUCCAGCCAGGAAGGAGAGAGAAAAUGGGAAGAAGAAUACUCAACGAUGCACUUCGAACCAUUGUUAACGCAGAGAAGAGAAACAAAGCCACCGCUGAACUCCAACCCAUUUCUACUGUCAUGUGCUCCUUUCUCCGCAUCAUGAAAAAUCGAGGGUAUAUCAAAGAUUUUCAAGUUCAUGAUCCGCAUAGAGUUGGGAGGGCCACUGUGGAACUUCUAGGACGGGUGAAUGACUGCAAAGCUCUCACUUACAGACAGGACUUGAAAGCAAAGGAGGUUGACAAGUACAGAUUGCAGACUCUCCCAACACGACAGUGGGGAUACGUUGUAAUUACAACUCCAAACGGUGUCCUGGACCAUGAAGAGGCCAUCAAACAAAAUGUGGGCGGUCAAGUUCUUGGUUAUUUUCAUUGAUCACAAACUUUUCAUGGCUUCUGUAUCCGUUUUUAACAAGGUUGCACGGAACUAAUUCUCCAAACUACUCAAUCACGUCAUUUUCGUGUUUGAAAAUGCAAACAAACUAGAAUUUGUCUCCAAAGAUCAUGUAUUCUUUGCUGACAAGUCUUGUAUGCUUUAAAAUUCUGCAUAUAGCUUAUUCAUUUCCCCAAAUUUGUCUCCACAUAUACAAUUAACUGUAUGCAGAAAUUUAAGGUGUUUUUUUUUGAUGUAAUACUAAUACAGCAACCCGUUUAAUUCACUAAAAA
Messenger RNA from Spinacia oleracea (spinach), 810 nucleotides. Its product is annotated as 40S ribosomal protein S15a-5. Gene Ontology annotation, biological process: translation. Gene Ontology annotation, cellular component: ribosome. NCBI's taxonomy places the organism in Eukaryota, Viridiplantae, Streptophyta, Magnoliopsida, Caryophyllales, Amaranthaceae. Gene Ontology annotation, molecular function: structural constituent of ribosome. The record is from RefSeq and is a predicted model, not a curated record. Bases 131 to 520 code for a protein of 129 amino acids. The transcript is spliced from 3 exons.